Molecule: messenger RNA, 816 nt
Organism: Desarmillaria tabescens
Lineage: Eukaryota; Fungi; Basidiomycota; Agaricomycetes; Agaricales; Physalacriaceae
Product: protein-tyrosine phosphatase-like protein
Exons: 6
Coding region: 1-816 (271 amino acids)
Biological process (GO): dephosphorylation
Molecular function (GO): phosphoprotein phosphatase activity
Source: RefSeq, a predicted model, not a curated record
AUGACUUUACCAAUACCUUCGGAUGCAUCUAUCCUUUCCUUACCGCCUUUCAUUCAAGUCCAGGGUGUGAUAAACAUCCGUAUGGUUGGAGGAUACAAAACCGCGACGCCUUCGACAAUAGUUAAACCUGGGACUGUAUUCAGAUGCGGAGAACUAUCAUACUUAACGGAGAAUGGCAAACAACAGCUGAUCUCGCAUGGAAUCCGCCGCAUCUUCGAUCUUCGCUCAGAUACAGAGAUAUCGUCCUACAGCACAGCUACUCCUGAUAUCGAGGGAGUCGCAUCUGUCCGUGUAGCAAUAAGCGAGGAGAAUACCUUCGAUCCUACGAACCUUGCUCUACGUCUACAAGCCUUCGACAGAGAUGAAAUUCAAACAUUUUUAGAAGUAUACGAAGAGAUCUUGACCAUCGCCGGUCCGGCCUUUAAUGCGAUCUUGCGACAUUUAAUCGACAAACCGGAGGAACCGAUUCUGGUGCACUGUACAGCUGGUAAAGAUCGAACGGGGCUGGUAUGCGCGGUGCUUUUAAUGAUCCUUGGAGUUGAUGAUCAGGAUAUCGUAAACGAUUAUGCUCUCACGACGCAUGGUCUCGAGCCUGCUAUUCCGAUGUUUACCGCGCGACUGGAAAGAAAUCCGGUGUUCCGCAGUAAUUUUGAAGGGGCGGUCAAGAUGGGCAGUUCGAGGCCAGAGACAAUGGUUGCGACCCUCCAGAUGAUACGGGAGAAGUUUGGUGGUGCGGAAGGAUAUAUCAAAGCAUAUACCAGUCUAGGUGACGAGGAUAUAGAGAUCUUGCGUCAAAGACUUCUCGUCGCCGCGUAG